Messenger RNA from Cynocephalus volans (Philippine flying lemur), 2178 nucleotides. RefSeq names its product leucine rich repeat and fibronectin type III domain containing 5 (gene LRFN5). Gene Ontology annotation, cellular component: postsynaptic density membrane; cell surface; glutamatergic synapse. NCBI's taxonomy places the organism in Eukaryota, Metazoa, Chordata, Mammalia, Dermoptera, Cynocephalidae. The record is from RefSeq and is a predicted model, not a curated record. The transcript has 3 exons. Gene Ontology annotation, biological process: regulation of presynapse assembly; synaptic membrane adhesion. The coding region runs from base 1 to 2178 and encodes 725 amino acids. Gene Ontology annotation, molecular function: protein binding.
AUGGAAAAAAUUCUCUUUUAUCUGUUUUUCAUUGGCAUAGCAGUGAGAGCUCAGAUCUGUCCAAAGCGUUGUGUCUGUCAGAUUUUGUCUCCUAAUCUCGCAACCCUUUGUGCCAAGAAAGGGCUUUUAUUUGUUCCACCAAACAUUGACAGAAGAACUGUGGAAUUGCGGUUGGCAGACAAUUUCGUUACAAAUAUUAAAAGGAAAGAUUUUGCCAAUAUGACCAGCUUGGUGGACCUGACUCUAUCCAGGAAUACAAUAAGUUUUAUUACACCUCAUGCUUUUGCUGACCUACGAAAUUUGAGGGCUUUGCAUUUGAAUAGCAACAGAUUGACUAAAAUAACAAAUGAUAUGUUCAGUGGGCUUUCCAAUCUCCAUCAUUUGAUAUUGAACAACAAUCAGCUGACUUUAAUUUCUUCUACAGCAUUUGAUGAUGUCUUUGCCCUUGAGGAGCUGGAUCUGUCCUAUAAUAAUCUAGAAACAAUUCCUUGGGAUGCCGUUGAGAAGAUGGUUAGUUUGCACACACUUAGUUUGGAUCACAAUAUGAUUGACAACAUUCCGAAGGGGACUUUCUCCCACUUGCACAAGAUGACUCGGCUAGAUGUAACAUCAAAUAAAUUGCAAAAACUACCACCUGACCCUCUCUUUCAGCGAGCUCAGGUACUAGCAACCUCAGGAAUCAUAAGCCCAUCUACUUUUGCAUUAAGUUUUGGUGGAAACCCCUUGCAUUGCAAUUGCGAAUUGUUGUGGUUGAGGCGUCUGUCCAGAGAAGAUGACCUAGAGACCUGUGCUUCUCCUGCACUUUUAACUGGCCGCUAUUUUUGGUCAGUUCCUGAGGAAGAGUUUUUGUGUGAGCCUCCUCUCAUCACUCGUCAUACACAUGAGAUGAGAGUCCUAGAGGGUCAAAGGGCAACACUGAGGUGCAAAGCCAGGGGAGAUCCUGAACCUGCAAUUCACUGGAUUUCUCCUGAAGGAAAACUCAUUUCAAAUGCAACAAGAUCUCUGGUGUAUGACAAUGGCACACUUGACAUUCUUAUAACAACUGUAAAGGAUACAGGUGCUUUUACCUGCAUUGCUUCCAAUCCUGCUGGGGAAGCAACUCAAACGGUGGAUCUUCAUAUAAUUAAGCUCCCUCACUUACUAAACAGUACAAACCAUAUCCAUGAGCCUGAUCCUGGUUCUUCAGAUAUCUCAACUUCUACUAAGUCAGGUUCUAAUGCAAGCAGUAGUAAUGGUGAUACUAAAUUGAGUCAAGAUAAAAUUGUGGUGGCAGAAGCAACAUCAUCAACAGCACUACUUAAAUUUAAUUUUCAAAGGAAUAUUCCUGGAAUACGUAUGUUUCAAAUCCAGUACAAUGGUACUUAUGAUGACACCCUUGUUUACAGAAUGAUACCUCCUACGAGCAAAACUUUUCUGGUCAAUAAUCUGGCUGCUGGAACUAUGUAUGACUUGUGUGUCUUGGCCAUAUAUGACGAUGGCAUCACUUCCCUCACUGCCACAAGAGUCGUGGGUUGCAUCCAGUUUACUACGGAACAGGAUUAUGUGCGUUGUCAUUUCAUGCAGUCCCAGUUUUUGGGAGGCACCAUGAUUAUUAUUAUUGGUGGAAUAAUUGUAGCAUCUGUGCUGGUUUUCAUCAUCAUUCUAAUGAUCCGGUAUAAGGUUUGUAACAAUGGGCAGCACAAGGUGACCAAGGUUAGCAACGUUUAUUCUCAAACUAAUGGCGCUCAAAUACAAGGCUGUAGUGUAGCGCUGCCCCAGUCCAUGUCCAAACAAGCUGUGGGACAUGAAGAGAACGCCCAGUGUUGUAAAAUUGCCAAUGACAAUGUGAUUCCAUCUUCAGAAACUUGUUCGAGUCAGGACCCCUCUACCACUACCUCUGCUUUGCCUCCUACCUGGACUUCAAGCACUUCUGUGUCCCAAAAGCAGAAACGAAAGACUGGCACAAAGCCAGGUACCGAACCACAGAGUGAAGCUGUCACAAACGUUGAGUCCCAAAACACUAACAGGAACAACUCAACUGCAUUGCAGUUAGCUAGCAGACCUCCUGAUUCUGUCACAGAAGGACCCACAUCUAAAAGAGCACAUACAAAGCCAAAUGCUUUGCUGACUAAUGUUGACCAGAUUGCCCAGGAAACACAGGUGAGAUUCUUAUUACUUGUCACAUACUUCAACACUUAA